Messenger RNA from Prunus armeniaca (apricot), 339 nucleotides. NCBI's taxonomy places the organism in Eukaryota, Viridiplantae, Streptophyta, Magnoliopsida, Rosales, Rosaceae. The record is from the annotation of a GenBank genome assembly.
AUGCAGGCUAUUUCACGGUGGUAUCAGCUUCUCUCUUCCAUUGUAACUCGGCAAAGGUUAGAAAACCUCUAUGGGGAUUCCUCCUCAUCUGUAGCAUCAGUUAGCACCAAAAGUGUGAACAGUAAGUUAGAUGUACAGGUUGAUGGUAGUCCAAAUGAUGAGCAAUCUCUUGCAUGCCAGCAAGAUGUGCAUGAAAAUAGGCCGGCUGGUCCAUCAGCUGCCAUGCCGGAAAACCAUGAGCAUGUAUUCUUGACAGAAAACCAGAGUUUUGAUGAGGACAACUUGGUGGUGACAAGGAGGUGUCAUUGUGGAUUCACGGUGCAAGUGGAAGAACUGUAG